Messenger RNA from Prosopis cineraria, 3483 nucleotides. Its product is annotated as protein MICRORCHIDIA 6. The record is from RefSeq and is a predicted model, not a curated record. The coding region runs from base 739 to 2676 and encodes 645 amino acids. The transcript is spliced from 22 exons. Gene Ontology annotation, molecular function: ATP hydrolysis activity. NCBI's taxonomy places the organism in Eukaryota, Viridiplantae, Streptophyta, Magnoliopsida, Fabales, Fabaceae. Gene Ontology annotation, cellular component: nucleus.
CAGCGAAUGUCUCUUUGCCUGUUCGCUCCGUUCGUCCCGUCGCGUGGCAUCUGUUCUCCGCUUCAUAUCGACGGUGAAUAGUUCUCCGCUUCGUUCGACCCAGCUGCAUGCAUUGCAACCUAAGUACACAUUUUCAAUUUCUCAGGGAUUUACCAAACCUCGUGCUCUAUCUCAAUCGACGAAUAUCUGAGUGGGUUGACACUCAAAUUCCAUCCUUCAUGGCUUCAUUCCUCUCAAACUAGCUUAAUUUCUGUAUCAUUUUACUGGCAUCUAGGAACAUUGAGGCACCUAAGGAGCUCAUCCUGACCAAGCACAAAGUGUCAAAGGCAUCACUGGCUUGAGCUAGGGCAUCUCAUGGUGUGAGGGGCACUGGACUUCUUUAGAAGGCACUUGGUUGCGUCUUCAACUGCAUUGCUGGGGCAUGUCUAGCACUUGAAUGUCUAAAUUGUCUAUGUCUUCAAGCUUUAUAGUACCGGCUGUGCUAUUGGUGGUAGAUUUCCUGUUUAACAUCAAGGCUCAAGCUAUGCCUGAAGUUAUCUGGCCAUGCAUUAAAAGGAUUUGUUAUUUGUGGUAGCUCCUUUUUGCGGUGUUCUUGGUUCAUCAUUCCACUCAAUUGUAUAUGAUUGACUUGGGUGACAGGGAUAAUGAAGGGGCCUUCAGAAAUUAUUGAUUUAUCUAGUGACGAUGAAUGUGAUGUUGGUUUAAAAGCUGUUAAGCUGGAGUCAGAUUUUGCAGAGCAUGCAGAACAACAAGCUGAGUCCGACAAAGUCCAACAAGCCACUCAUACCUGUUCUGCUAAACAUGACUCUGAAGAGAAUAGGAACUCUAGUGGCCCAACGCAAAGUACUGGUCACAGUAGCUCUAGUGUGUUGGAGCAGGGGCUGUCACCAGUUGAUAACUCAGGCCUAUCUUAUACAUCACCAAUUGCUGCUGCACCCGUUUGUAGGCAGUUUUGGAAAGCCGGGAAUUAUGAUGAUGGGCUUGGUCCUAAAAUCCCAGUUCAAAAUUGCAGAUGCAAACCACUAUCUACAUGUUCACCCCGAGUUCCUUCAUUCAAAUGCAACUUCACAUAAAUGGGCAUUUGGGGCCAUAGCUGAGCUUCUUGAUAAUGCAUUCGAUGAGAUCCAAAAUGGGGCUACUUUUGUCAUUGUAGAUAAAACAUCAAACCCAAAGGAUGGAAGUCCUGCUUUGUUAAUUCAAGAUGAUGGUGGUGGGAUGGAUCCAGAAGCUAUGCGUUGUUGUAUGAGCUUUGGCUUUUCAGAUAAGAAGUCAAAAUUUGCAAUUGGAAAGUAUGGAAAUGGCUUCAAAACCAGCACCAUGAGACUCGGUGCUGAUGUCAUUGUCUUCAGCCGUCACCUGAAUAAGGGGGUUAUGACUCAGAGCAUUGGACUUCUGUCUUUUACAUUUUUGAUGCAAACAGGGCUUGACAGAAUAGUAGUACCUAUGGUUAGUUAUGAGUUUAAUACGUCAACCAAUAUGCUCGAAAUGUUAAAUGGUAGAGAACAUUUUAUGUCCAAUUUAUCCAUGCUGUUAAGGUGGUCUCCGUAUUCAUCAGAAGCAGAACUUCUGAAUCAACUUGACGAUAUUGGACCUCAUGGUACUAAAGUCAUAAUCUACAAUUUAUGGUUCAAUGACGAUGGCAAUCUGGAGCUAGAUUUUGAUAAGGACCCUGAGGACAUUUGUAUUGCCGGGGAUAUUAAAAAAGUUGACACUAUUCCUGCCUGGAAGACAGUUAAUGAGCAACACAUUGCUAAUCGGUUUAAGUAUUCUUUAAGGGUUUAUUUGUCUAUAUUGUACCUGCGGGUGCCAGAAAGUUUUAGAAUUAUACUGCGAGGGCAAGGUGUGGAGCCCCAUAACAUUGCUGAUGAUCUUAAAUUUCCUGAAUAUAUCUUGUAUCGACCAAGUAGUGGUGGAUGUAAAGAGGGAACGGUUGUGACUACAAUAGGAUUUCUUAAAGAGGCUCCACAUGUUAAUAUCCAUGGCUUCAAUGUAUAUCACAAAAAUCGGCUGAUACUGCCAUUUUGGCAGGUUGUGAGCUAUUCUGAUAGCAGGGGUAGAGGAGUGGUUGGUGUCCUACAAGCAGAUUUUAUCGAGCCUAUUCAUAAUAAACAGGAUUUUGAGAGAACUUCCUUGUUUCAGAAGCUUGAAAUUCGCUUGAAGGAAAUGACAUGGGAAUACUGGGAUUAUCAUUGUGGACUUAUUGGAUAUCAAGUAAAAAGGAAGUCUCCAUUACUGCAACUGGAAUAUCUUAGCCACCCACCUGGUAUAGAAAAACCGCUCACAGUGGACAGAAAAAUUUCACCUGUUCUUAGUAAAAAGGCAGCAUUGCAAAGCGGAUCUCAGCAAGGAUCUCGUACCAAGAGAAAGACACAUGAAUUGAUAGACGUUCCGGAUAUAAAAAAGCAUGCAAGGAGAGAAAAUGAAAUAACUGGUGUAGCGUGCAGUCAUGAUAACAUACAGACCAUGUCAGCACCUGCAAGAUUAGUGGGGGACCAAGAUACUAUAUAUUUGAUGGAAGAGAACAAGAAACUCCGUGCAAAAUGUUUGCAAUUUGAAAAGGAGGAGCAAGAACUUAAUCUAAAGGUGACAGAACUUAAAAGUAAAAUACUAGGAACAAAACGUGAGUAUGAACGACUUUUGGCAGAACUACAGUCUCUAGGCAUGAAGGAGGAGUAGUAUUAGCUGUGCAUACUGAUGUUUCAAUUCUUUUGUUUGUGAAAGUGGUGUAUGUAUAGCAAAAUGUAGUUUAUGAUAUGACACAGUCACUGGGGCUGAGGGUUAUUAGAUCGAACCAAAUUGCCAUCCAAUGUCCCACUCCGGAUCUCUCUCUGGUUGAGUUGCCCUCAGAAGAUUUUCUGGCCUCCCUCAAUGUAAAUAGAUGAAAGCAAGCAACAGCUUUAUGCUUGAACGUUUGUUUUUCCUCUUCAGAUAUCACUCACGGACACCACUUCAAUACCAUUAUGAGCCACAAAAAUGACGGUCAUCUUCCACCUUGACUAUGCAUCACUCCAUCCUUCCUUCUUCCAUUCUCCUUUCCAAUUUCUUGCAGUGCCCACCUAACCUCUCCAUUCUCCCAUUCCAAAGUAAUUUCCCCCCAAUCUCACAUUCAACCACGUUCCAUCUCCUCCCAUUAAUCAUUCAAUAAUCCUUCAUCAAAUUUCGCAUAGUAGUGACUCAUAGUAAGCUUGGGGGAAGAAGGAAAAAUCACGUGUGCAAUAGCUAGCUUGAAAGACAACAUUGGAUGAGCAUGGAGGACUGGGAUUUGCACUUGAAGAUCGCAUGGGAGUGAUUGUCCAUUUAUUUUUUUAUUUCACAUGUUUAACAUUAUUUAGUCUUAAAUGAUUUUAAGUUGUAUUGAUUGAGGACAAAAAAUUAGUUCUAAAUUGUAAAUACAUUAAAUCUUGUAUUUGAUUGAUAUUUGGAUUGAAUGUGUUAAAUGACUUGCUGGAAUUUAUAUUUAUAAGACUUUUGCUUUGCCAAUUA